This is a messenger RNA of Agelaius phoeniceus (red-winged blackbird), 2695 nucleotides long. RefSeq names its product acid-sensing ion channel 2. Gene Ontology annotation, biological process: sodium ion transmembrane transport. The record is from RefSeq and is a predicted model, not a curated record. Gene Ontology annotation, cellular component: plasma membrane. Gene Ontology annotation, molecular function: ligand-gated sodium channel activity. Lineage: Eukaryota; Metazoa; Chordata; Aves; Passeriformes; Icteridae.
CUGAGCUCGUGGGAUAAACUUGCAGCAGCUGGUCUCACUCUGCUUCCCUCACCUGCCUCUGAAAGGGUUUAAUUACUUUGGAGAGGAGAGGGGAGAGAUCCAGAUCCCAGUUCUGGCUCCAGACUGACCCAAAAAGCAGGACCAGGAUUUAAAUGAACUAUGGAUCUGAAGGACAGCACCAGCGAGGGCAGCAUGGGCAGCCUGCAGCCUUCCAGCAUCCAGAUUUUUGCCAACACCACCACGCUCCACGGGAUCCGUCACGUCUUUGUCUACGGGCCGGUCACCAUCCGGCGCCUGCUCUGGACUUUGGCCUUUGUGGGUUCGCUGGGUCUGCUCCUGGUGGAGAGCUCGGACAGGGUGGCUUUUUACUUCUCCUACCAGCACGUGACCAAAGUGGAUGAGGUGGUGGCGAACAGCCUGGUGUUUCCUGCUGUCACCAUCUGUAACCUCAACGAGUUCCGCUUCUCCCGGCUCACCACCAAUGACCUGUACCAUGCUGGGGAGCUCCUGGCGCUGCUGGAUGUCAACCUGCAGAUCCCCAACCCUCACCUGGCUGACCCUGCUGUCUUAGCCACCCUCCAAGAAAAGGCCAACUUUAAGCAGUAUAAACCCAAAGUUUUCAGCAUGCAAGAGUUCCUGGCACGGGUUGGCCAUGACCUGAAGGAUAUGAUGCUGUACUGCAAGUUCAGGGGCCAGGAGUGCAACCACAAGGACUUCAAAACUGUGUUUACAAAAUAUGGGAAAUGCUACAUGUUUAACUCAGGAGAGGAGGGGCGGCCUCUCCUCACCACAGUGAAGGGGGGGACAGGGAACGGCCUGGAAAUCAUGCUGGACAUCCAGCAGGAUGAGUAUCUGCCCAUCUGGGGAGAAACAGAGGAGACGACGUUCGAGGCCGGAGUCAAGGUGCAGAUCCACAGCCAGUCCGAGCCUCCCUUCGUGCAGGAGCUGGGAUUUGGGGUGGCCCCUGGAUUCCAGACCUUCGUGGCCACCCAGGAGCAAAGGCUGACAUACCUGCCCCCGCCGUGGGGCGAGUGCCGCUCCCCGGAGCUGGGCCUGGCGUUCUUCCCGGUGUACAGCGUGACAGCCUGCAGGAUCGACUGUGAGACACGCUACAUCGUGGAGAACUGCAACUGCAGGAUGGUGCACAUGCCAGGGGAUGCUCCCUUCUGCACCCCGGAGCAGUACAAGGAAUGCGCAGAGCCCGCGCUCAGUCUCCUGGCAGAGAAGGACAGCAAUUACUGCAUCUGCAGGACCCCCUGUAACCUCACCAGGUACAACAAGGAGCUCUCCAUGGUCAAGAUCCCCAGCAAGACCUCGGCCAAGUACCUGGAGAAGAAGUUCAACAAGUCAGAAAAAUACAUCUCAGAGAACAUUCUCGUGCUGGACAUUUUUUUUGAAGCACUCAACUAUGAGACCAUUGAGCAGAAGAAAGCCUAUGAAGUGGCAGCCUUACUUGGUGACAUUGGUGGCCAGAUGGGGCUGUUCAUCGGGGCCAGCAUCCUCACCAUCCUCGAGCUCUUCGAUUACCUGUACGAGCUGAUCAAGGAGAAGUUAUUGGACCUUCUUGGAAAAGAGGAAGAGGACGGGAGCCAUGAGGAGAACGUGAGCACCUGUGAUCCAGUGCCAAACCACUCGGAGAGCCUGAGCCACACUGUGACCGUGCCCCUGCAGGCCCCGCUGGGGACGCUGGAGGAAAUCGCCUGCUGACCCCUCCCCACCACAGUGCCCAUCCCGUGGAAGGAAAACUGCACAGGGAAAACAGGGACCCAGCUCAGGUUUGCACUAGGGGGAAAAAAAAGAUGGAAAAAAAAUAUACUGGAAAAAAAAAUAAACUGGAAAAAAAAUUAUUAAAAAAAUCUAUUAAAAAUAAAAAAAAAAAGAAGAAGAAAAACUCGCUAUGCAUUAAAAGAAUAUAAAAAUAAUAUAAAAAUAUAAAUUCUAAAUAUACUCUGCCCAAAGUGAGAGGCGCCUUGGACCUGACUCCUGUUGUCCUUUCCUCCUGGGGGUUUGGCUCCAACCUGGGAAGCAGCUCCCAGGCUGGGAGAGCUGGGAAUGUUCACCUGGAAAAGGGAAGCUCAGAGAAGAGAAACCUCAGAGCCCCUUCCAAUGCCUAAAGGGGCUCCAGGAGAGCUGGAGAGGGACUUGGCACACGGGAUGGAGGGUCAGGACACUUUUUGGGAUUGUCCAAGCCUGAGCAGCAGCAGCAGCAGCAAAUCCCAAAGGAAGCAUCCCAAAUAUCCCGAGCACAGCACACCAGGGCUUCUCCUGGCCCUGCGGUUCCUCAGCUGCCUCUCUCAGCUCUGUUCCUCUUUGCAGUCCCUGGGUUUCAGUGCCAGAAGGAGCAUCCCAGAAUUCUCCAUUCCCAGCGCCGUAGGCUGAGAGUUUUACAAUAAAGAGAUCCCAAAGUCGGCGCUCUCGGAUUCUUCCCCCGGCCGUGUCCUCUGGGUGAGGUUGGGCUGAAUCCCGAGCUCAGCCCAAGGUGAGCAUCCCUGGAGAGGAGCCACAGGGAUCCCUAUGGAUCAUCCCAGCCCUGCUGUGCCUGCAGAGUCCGGGAGCAGCAAGUGGGGUUGGGUUCAUUCAUUUCUUUAAUUUUUGGGGGGAAUUUUUGCAAUUUCCUUCUUCUCCCGUUCAUGGAUUCUGUGCUUUCUCCUCAUUCUCCUGACUGAUAUUAAAGCUGGUCUUGUGGAAAUGGCCA